This is a messenger RNA of Sardina pilchardus (European sardine), 1731 nucleotides long. RefSeq names its product basement membrane-specific heparan sulfate proteoglycan core protein-like. The record is from RefSeq and is a predicted model, not a curated record. The transcript is spliced from 9 exons. Gene Ontology annotation, biological process: cell-cell adhesion. NCBI's taxonomy places the organism in Eukaryota, Metazoa, Chordata, Actinopteri, Clupeiformes, Clupeidae. The coding region runs from base 113 to 1273 and encodes 386 amino acids.
GGACAGACAGACACACACACAUACACACACACACACACGCACGCACACACACACACACAGACAGAUACACCAGUGAAAGGGACUAGUUCGCUCUUCUUGUGUCCUGCUCACCAUGGACGUCUCCACAGCCACGCUACUGCUCACCUGUCUUCUCCACGCAGCGUCUGCCCAGGCGCCCUCGCUCUCCAUCGAGCCCCGGGGGGCGUCGGCUCGCCUGGGCGACACGGUGAGCUUCCGCUGCCAUGCCAUCAGCGGAACACAGCCCAUCAAGCUGGAGUGGAAGAAGACCAGCAACCAGGCCUUAGGAGAUAAUGUGAAGAUCGGCCCUGACGGUACAGUGUUGACCAUCACCAACGUUAAGAGCAUCAACCAGGCAUCCUACCGAUGCAUCGGCACCAACAGCCAGGGCAGGGGAACCAUCACAGCCUCGCUCAACAUCAAACAGUCGCCAAAGGUGCGUGUCACCCCUGCCAGCCCUGUCGAUCUCAAAGUGGGCGAUUCUUUGGCACUGGAAUGCCAUGCCACUGGGAAACCCCGCCCCACAAUCACAUGGUACAAACAGGAAGGAGCACACUACACAGCACUUGUUUCCUCGACAACCUCUGAUUCCAGUGCCCAGUAUAAGGUGUCAGCGUUGAGAGCUCGGGAUGAGGGUACCUACAUGUGCCGUGCCCAGAACAAGGAGGGCACCACGGAGAUGAAGGUGCAGGUGCGGGUGAGCGGAGGGAACUCCGGCGGUGCCCUGCCCAAGGCCACGGUCGCCGUGGAGGAGAUCAUCGCCGUGCAGGGCCAGACCGUCACCAUGCAGUGCCAGGGCAGCGGUUCUCCUACUCCGGUAAUCUCCUGGUCCAAGUUAAGGGCUCCAUUGCCAUGGCAACACAAGGUAGUAGGGGGCACCUUGACCCUCACUAACGUUGGGAGACAGGACUCAGGCCAGUAUAUCUGCACUGCCACUAACUCAGCUGGAGAGACAGAAGCCUAUACGCAGAUGGAGGUGGAAUCCCCGCCCUACGCCACCACUCUACCUGACCAGGUAGCGGCUCGAGCUGGUGACGCCCUCCGACUACAGUGCCUCGCCCACGGCUCCCAUCCAAUCACGUUUCAGUGGAGCAGAGGGGGUGGGGCCUCCCUUCCCUCUGGAGCCAAGAGCACUAGCGAGGGCGCGCUGCUGAUUGGUCAGCUGAGCUCGAGUGACAGCGGUGUCUACAAAUGCACGGCCACCAAUCACGUGGGCUCCCAUGAAGCCCAGGCCAGAGUGACUGUGAAAGGCUAGGAAGUGAGGCGUCUGACACAUCCUGCAGGUGAUGGCCACGGUUUCGCCAGAUUCGAGCGCACGCACGCACGCACGCACGCACGCACGCACGUACACAGACACACAAACACACACACAAACAUGCACACACACACCAACACACAAGUACACACGCACAUGCAUAAAAAUGAAUGCAGACACAUGGACAUACAAACAGGUGUGCACAAGUUCACAUACUGUAUGUUCACAUGUGCACAGAUACAUAUGCACAGGCAUCCACACACACACAAGCCCACCUACACAUACAGUACAUACUCCACGAAGAGCCAAAACGCUGCCUGCUUUGCUUACCACAGCGAUGCUAUCUAGCUAUCCGCGAUGGGAAUUCAGGAAGAGAACAUUCCAGACUCUUCUUCUACGGCUGUCUCCAUGUAAACCAGAUGAUAACCAAACAAUAAAACUGAGGGUCUCCAAUUGAA